AUGAUAGCAAAUAAGUGGCUUAUUUAUGUGCAUAUGGGAUUUCAAAUAACUCAAAAUGCGACUAUGAAUACAACACAUUCGAUCACUGUCGGCUCGAGCGACGAGAGUCUUUAUUGGCUAACCAACGAUAUGGGCGAAAUCGCUGACAUGCAAAUGAGCAAUGAAAAUAGAACUCGCAACGCCAAUAUUACAGAUACCGGAAGGAAUGAAGGGCUUGCCCAGUUGUCAGCAAUCUUAUAUCAUUGGUUUGCAGAUAUUUACGCAAUAAUUUGCUCUUUCCAAUACAAAAAUUAUAAAAAGUUGUUAAAAUGGUCAAUCUGUGAGAGUGCAGCUUUAAUACUGACGCCAUGUAACACUCAUUCUAGAAGAAAGAUACCAAUUAUAUGCCAUCAAUUCAACAUUGGUUUUACCAUAUGAUUACCCAUUGCUUAAAAUUAUACGUUUUAUUAUCUUGAACAAUUGGUAAAUGCUAUUGGAAAAUUAUGACAUUUAGCUAUGCACAUUAAGCUGAAAAUCCGAUGCACAACGUGACUGCAAAUGCCAGGAAACACAUUUGUUGAUGUUGGUGUUGCUGUGAUGUCGUAUUUUGCACAUAUUAAGUGAUUUUCAUUUAUAGCCUUAUGCGUAAAAGCGAUCAUUAGGCUUAACUUCAGAUGACAUAUAUGAACAAGCACAUGACUGCUAGAUCCACGUUUGUUGUUUUUUUGUAUUUAGCGAUGUUUACUAUUUUAUUAGUAAGGAUAUUUUAUUAUUUAUAAAUGGAAAAUCAACAACAACCAUGAGCUGUAUUUAUUAUCUAUAUAUGUACACAUAUUGAUUUAAAUGUUUGUAUGUAAUCUAUUUUCAAGAGUAACGCUAGGGACAAACAUGUAUUUUACGUUCACUCUGACUAUGUACCAUAAUAAUCGUUAAAAUUUAUUAGUAUGAUUUUCUCUACAAAAAAAUGAUGUAUUGUUUUAUUCUGCUACAACACAUGCGUUGAAUAGCUACCACGAUAAAACAUGAAAAGAGACUAUACUAUUAUAAAUAUAAAUACGGUUAUGUAACUUUUCAAUGUAAAGUAACAAUAUUUACACCUAAACUUACAUUCCUUAAAUGAACGUCAUUUCGGCAAUUGCGUUCAUCAGUCGAUGAACGCAACAUCUUCGGAUAUGUUCGGAUCGCAAUUCAUCGCAUAACAAUAUACAUGAAAAUUAUUGAUCUUCUUAUUGUUUGUAUUGUGUCAGCAG
Messenger RNA from Mya arenaria, 1229 nucleotides. RefSeq lists its product as uncharacterized. The transcript has 3 exons. The coding region runs from base 1 to 417 and encodes 138 amino acids. The record is from RefSeq and is a predicted model, not a curated record. Lineage: Eukaryota; Metazoa; Mollusca; Bivalvia; Myida; Myidae.